Nothobranchius furzeri (turquoise killifish) is the source of this 12819-nucleotide messenger RNA. It is a transcript of the gene c12h10orf71, whose product is annotated as chromosome 12 C10orf71 homolog. NCBI's taxonomy places the organism in Eukaryota, Metazoa, Chordata, Actinopteri, Cyprinodontiformes, Nothobranchiidae. The record is from RefSeq and is a predicted model, not a curated record. Gene Ontology annotation, biological process: positive regulation of calcineurin-NFAT signaling cascade. Gene Ontology annotation, cellular component: Z disc.
CGGUGACUUGUUUAUGCUCCAUGUGACACCAGAUAUCAGUGACUGGACUCCAGUGUGUGUGUGUCUCAUCAGAACCCACUCCAGCACAACUUCAGAUCACUCUGACUUUGAAAUUUCUGUCAAAUCACAAAACCUCCAAUCACGCUGCAUAGUUAGCUCCCAGUUAGCUCUCACUGCUAAUGGCCAACAGUCCAGAUUUAUAAAUAGUUUAGAGGCUGUUUGUUUCAUCCUUCUGACACUCGACACCAAAGGAUCUCGUGCUAGCUCAAGUCCUCAUUCUGUCCCCCCAUGGUGGACGCUCUCUCUGGGACGAUUCCUCUAUUUUUGUCUGGUCUCCCAUCCCGAACCCUGCUGCCUGCUGCCGGUCAGAUGCCCAGAGACCUCACAGUGAAGCAUGUGGAGGAUUUAGCUUUGGACGGUUGGCAUAAAGCUCUGCCAGACGGUGGAUGUGUGCGGUGACAGCUUGGAAUUGCACCAGCGAGGCCUUUUUUUGGGCUGAAGGAGCCUUUUCUGGAUUUCUGAACAGGCCCCAAAUUAUGGAGUAUGAACUUAAAAGGAAAGCUUUGAAGUCCAGGAGUAUUUGUGCACGGGGAAAUUAAAUCCCACAAUGCCUUCGGAGCAACUUCCAAACAUAGGUCCCAAACUCCAGGAGCUGCAGCUCCACCAGCAGGCACAGAGCAUAAUUUUAAAAUCUAUAUUUACAUGAAUGACUGAACGACUGAAGACAGAGCUUCUUUCUAUUGAGUCUGCAUCAUGACAUCGGCUGAGAAGCGUCGCUCGAGCAGAAAGAGUGGUGGACGCCGAAAGCACAGCGACGGGGGCUUCAGCGACGCCUCCAGCGGUGGGUCCUUCCUGGAUGAGGCCGACCGCGAGGUCAGCAGUCUGACGGACAGAGCGUUCAGAAGUCUCUGCAUCGGAGAGGAGGCUGUUUAUAAUGACUCUGACCUCAGUCUGUCUUCACCAAGCAUCCAGAGAGACAGACAGCUGACCUUUAACCAAGACAGAAACAUGGAGGUGAGAGACUGGGAGGAACAAAAGAGAGCUGCACAUGAGAAUUUCAGCCUCAGGGUGCAGCAGUAUGGACAGGACUGGAUGCUCGGGGGGAUGUGUGGAGCAGAGAUCCACAGAGAUCCACAGUGGCAAGAUUAUGGCGCGAGGAUGCAAGGGAUGGUUUCUGCCACAUUCCAGCACUCCUUGGUGGAAACUUGUCAGCAGGGAAACCCUCUGAGGGAGGGGGAGCUUUCUUUCUUUAGCAAUGGAGCAACAGAGUUGAGGUCACAGCAGCGCAGAAGCCACUCCAGAGUUUCUUCUCUCGUCAGAGCCUUCAACGCUGAGGGCCGCAGGGACGAAGAAGGAAUAGAUAAUAAUCCAGGGGUGUGGAGUGAUGGGACAGGUUGGGACAGAGCGGCUCUUGUGAGCGUCCAGAAGGAACUUUCUGAACUCUCUACAUCAUACCAGCACAAUUCUGAUGGUCAUCACUUCCCUUCUGCAACUCUGUUUUCACCUCAGGACACCGGUUUCUGUCCCCCCCAUGGAAUGGCUCGAAUGUCCCAGGUGAAACACAACAUGUCUGCACAGGUCAGCUGCAACUCCAACUUCUUCAUUCACAGCGAGUUCAGUCCCUUCAGGCUAUGGAGGGAACACAACAGGUUUCCUUUCCAGCAAGGAGACAUCUCUGGCUUCAUGCAGCAUUCAGAGUUUCCAAAAUGGUACAACACGCCGAUGUACAACGAGCUUUCGCUUGAAAACCAGUCACACGCUCCCUAUAGGGAUCUCAGAGACUCAAGGAAUCACCUGGGACUCACAGCUCCCCCACCUCGGUCCACUUCAACGUCCACGGUGCUGCAGAAAGCUUCAGCCAUGGAGAAACGCUGCGAGUCAGAGCUGGCGGGCCAUUAUCCUCACAGGAAGUGGACACAAAGUCUGGGCGCUAACAAACUUCCAUCCCAACGUCCAUCAACGGCUUCGCCCACCACUGAGAUGUCUCGACGGGUCAGAGACACCAUCAGCUCCGUCAAAGCUCUCCAGCAAAAGCUGAAAACGAUGUCUGAUCAGAACACGACAACAGAAAAGACAACAAAUCAAACAAACCAAGGAGGACUUUCUGGGCACGAAAGGUUGGGCAACCAUGGCAACACCGCAGUGACACUAGAGGCUAAUGCAGUCAGCACCAGCAGGCUGCUCACACCUGCAGCCCAAUGGGAAGAAGAGACGUUAUGUCUCAAGCAGCAUGACGUUUCUCCUCAACCGGUGGAGCAUCCUCCUGUACGAGCUGGGAGCAGGGGAGGCACUCCUGAUGUCAGGAUGUCCAGCUACAAAUCUAGAGCUACGAGUCUCCUCUUCAAUCUCAAAGAUAACAGGAAGAGAGUAAAAAGCACCUACAGCCCUGCCAAAUUUAAAGGUUUGGAGAUUCAGGAGAAACCGAAACAGCCUUUAGUGCAAGAGACAUCUCAGCCUGUGACGCAAAUCCCUGUUUCUACAGAUGCGGACAUUCAAGAACCCAAAAGAACUACAGUGAACCAUCAUUACAACCCUGGACUAUCACUCACAGCUCAAACACACCAACCUGAAGGAGUGAAUCCAGAAAACAACGUUGGCGAUUACCAAACAGUGCAGGCGCAAGGUCAGACGGUUCAUCAUGCUGGCUUUAGUGGCUUCAUCCCUGAGAACUGCAUUAACUAUCAGCUGGCUAAUGGACAGAAUCCUCAUGAAAACGUAGCAUCGUUUACUCCCCGUAAGCGAGAUUAUCUUGGAUCAGCGGAGCAGCUUCAGCAGUCUGAUUCUGCCACAGACGCAUCAAGGUUAAACACUGCAAACAGUCACAGCAGAGAAUAUUUAAGAAGCCAAGCUCAUUCUGAGCAGGCUUUCAAUGAACCAGUGGGAGGAGUACUCUCAAAGGUGAAAAGGUAUGAGCAGAUGAGAGAAAACAAAGACAUUUACAAAAGUGUGUCCUCACAGGAUAGAUGGAGGCAGGUACGUAGCCAAGAGAUGGAGAAGUUCAGUCUGAAACCAGCUUUGUUUCAAUCAAAACACGAUGUUUUAACAGAAACGUCACAAGAAGAGACCCGGUCAGGUAGAGGUAAAGAGAAAACAGAGCUGGGGGAGAGCUCGGUUCAUGGAGAACAGGAACAGGGGGGACGACAAGAGCAAAAGACAAAAGAAGACAGUUUAAUGCAGAUUUGUGAUGAAAGUUUCGAUCAACAUCACAGAAAGCAAGUCGAUCUUUAUCCUGCGACAGAGACGCAAAACCCGGGUCAGGUUGAACAACACACGUCCUUUCUAAAAGAGGAGGAAACAGAAAGUCAACAGCUAAUUAAAAUGAAUCAAAAGGGUGAAAUCCCUGAAGACACGCCUGCCCAAAUGCAUCAGAUGCAAGACAAACUGCAUGUUGACAGCAAGGAUGAAGACGCCACAGCGAAACACAAAACGGGUCAAAAGUCCAAAGCAGAGGAUCAACACAAGGUUCAAGUAGAGCAGCCCAAAGGAGAGCCGCUUGAUGUCACUUCAGCUGAGAAGUCGAUUAAAAUAGAGGAGUCCAAAUCAGACCCAACAAAAACUAAGAGUUUAAGACAAACCCAUGAAGAGAUUAAAGAGGAGAAGAGGAGAGGAGAACAGGACGAGCAGGUCGGAGAAAAAGAACCAGAGACAGAUGGAGAGAAAGAAACAAAAACAAUUCAGCUGAUUUCAGACGAGGCUGAGAUUAUUACAGAUGAAGUCGGGUGUGAGCACGCGAGAGAGGAGCAGGUGAAAGCAGAGAUCACAGAAACAGAGGAGCUAAAAAAGGAACAUGUUCAAAUCCAACCUGCAAAGUCUGAGGAGGCUGAGACGGUUAGAGCACAACAAGCUGUCAUAGAAGAAGCCACAGGGAAAAGUAUAAAACCAGAGGAGGAGAUCGAGGCUGAACGAGUCAAGACAGAAAAUACUAAACAGACUGAAGACAGAAAAACACAGCAAGCAGAAGAAAUGAAGGAGACACAAACCAAAACCGAAGGAAUCAAAGUUAAAGCAUCAGAGGCUGAAAGAGACUGCGUUACAGCUGAGAAUGUCCGACGACCUAAGGAUAUGAAAGAUUCGAGUAGUAAAGGUGAAGUGAGCUCACAUAAAGCAGAAAUCCUGGCCAGAGAGACAAAAGGCAAACAGGAAAAGGUAGAAGAAAACAAACAGGAGCGGUCUAAAGCAGUAAACCUGAAGGAGAGCUCCGAAAACCUCACAGCUAAACUUACAGCAGCUCAGCCGGUCAGAAAUGAACCAGACAGAGUCGAGCAAGUCAAGUCAGAGUUAGCUAAAGCUAAAGCAGAGUUAGCCAAAAUAAAGGAGAAGAUGAGAGGAGACCAAAAGGAGAAAGUAAAAAACAAUGCAGCCGUAAAAGAAGAUGAAGCUACAAAACACAAAAUUCCUUUAAGGAUGGUUCCAGAAGAAAACAAAGACAACAUAAAGCCGGGUGAACUGGAUGAGAUGCCGAGUCACAGGGAUGCUAAGGGUUAUGAUCGACCCUGGGAAAAAUAUGGUUUUUCAAAUGCUGCAAAAACAAACCUCAUGACACCAGGAAGUGUAACAACCGAUGCUAAUAAAACAGAAGUUACAUCUCUCAAAGAAGCUGGGAUAGGAAAUAAUGAGACAAAUAAACAUGAACCUGGUCUGGCAAAAGCUAACACAGGAAAAAAGGAGGAGAUCCUGGUGUGUCAUGGGGAGCCAUCCAAAGAAUUCAAACUAUCCAACACUAACUCCGGUCCCACGGCUUUGUGUACUAAAGCAAAUGAUGACCGUGUCCAUGAGUCAAAGGAUGACCAAACGUCGGUAAGAGAGCUAAGAGAUUCUGACGUGGCUAAACUCAAUCCUCUUGAAAGAAAAGCUGACUUGAAUGAGCAAACCACCGGCCCAGGUAAAGAGCUACCUGUUACUUCACCGAGAGUUUUACUGCACAAAGAGAGAGCGCAGACUAAGCAGGAAAUCCUGACUUCCAGAAUAAAAGCUCAUGCCGAAAAAGAAAUUUCAGCAAUAAGAGAAAAGGGACUGACUUUACGAGAAGGGUUUAUAGGCAAAGGUUCAACCAAGCAUUUAGCAAGUGGUCAGAGUGCCAACGUUCGACAGAAACCUCCAUCACAGGAAGCGCCUAAGAAUCAGGAAGCAUUUAACAAUAUUCCAUUAAAGAUGGAACAUUCACGACUAGAACCAGCCAAGUCUGAGCCAGUCCGGAGCUCAGCGACAGUAAAGUCUGCGACAACCAACGAUCAGCUUGUAGAACAUACGGAAAACAGCGCAACGAGCAGAACUGUGAGGAAUAUGCAGAAAGAAGUUGGGAUGAAGUCACAGAUGAAAAGUAAAGAGAAAGAAAUUGUGAAAAACAAUCCAGUAAAAGAGCAAGAAAACUCCACAGACCCAUCUGGAAGACAGAAAGAGGAACUCCAGCAAGCACACAUGAGAGAAAUUACUAGUGAAAAGACAAAAGAUCAAACAGAAGCUGCAGGUGUGAAAGCUGCAAACUCCAAAUUUCAGACCACAGAGAACUGUGGAAGUACCAAAGCAUCAAAUCAUGACUCAGAAGCGCUGAGUGUUGUGAUUGGACAGAAAGACACCACCGCAAUAAACGACAGCCUGGAGAUCACGGGAAUAAUGGUAACCAUCAGAGAGAGAAAUCCAUUGAUGAACACGGAUUGGGGAAAGAACAGCCCUGGAAAACAAAAUUCAGCUGAACAAGAGUGCAAAACCUCGGAGGCAGAGAAGGGCUAUCCAGCAGAGGAAGAAAGCACCUGUGCAAAGGAAGUUAGCAAGGUAAAAGCAAAAGAGGAAAAGAAAACUCAGUCUGCAUUAAAGGAAGAUCCAGCUGAAGUUGUUAAAUACAACAGCACUGAAAAUGUCCAAGAAGUUUUCAUUUUGGAGACAAAAACGAAAGACGUGAUUGAAAAAGUCACAGACAAAAUGACAAAUCUGCAGCGAAAUUCUUCUGCAAGUGUAGAACCACAGGGAGAACUUUUUACUGCACGUACUACGGAUAAAGAGUUGACAGAAAAGCAAUCAGUCCUCUUCAAGCAAGACACAAAUGUACAAGAAGCUAAAUGCAUCAUGACAAAAAGUGUAAAAGAUGAUUUGGUGCAAAGCUCAGAAGAGAUGAAUCAACAAGAAAAAGAGAAAUCACAAGUAAAUAAAACAUCUACUACCCACCCGGCCAACUCUGACAUAAACAACAGCAAAGGAGAUUUCUCUAUUGCAAUAAAAUCUUCCAAAAGCAUCGAUGGCCAAACUGCACCACUUCCAGAGGAAGAGUCGUUUUCCAAAGAUUCAGCCGAGAAUGAAAAAUUACAAUCUAACUCAGAACAGAGCAAAGAAGCAAAUCAAGACGUCAAUGUACACAUCGACACCAUCGCCAUCCGAGUUGUUCCAUCAGCCACCGAAGAGGACAGUUUGAAAAUAGCUGCAUGUAGAGAAGAGAAAGCAAUCGAUGAGCGCUGCUUGAAAACCUUUCCUUCAGCAAGUAGUAAACAGAAAAGGCAGGAAAGCCUGGAAGAUAAAUCAGCUGUGCAACAUGUGUUGUCAAGUGUGAGAAAGCUGUCUGACUCUUUGAAAGCAAGCAGUAAACCAGACAGCACAAGCACAUGUAAAUCUGAACAUGGAGGGCCUGGAUCUAACGCAUCACCAGAGGAAGGAGGCUACUUCCAAAUACAAGGAGUAACAGAAGCAAGCAAUGGGACCCAAAGUAGUGCAACUAAUGCUGAAGAUGAAUUCAAGGAAAAGGAGCUACCAGUGGUGCCGAACAAGACCAGCGAUGGAUUAAACCAGCAGGUCUUCAUGCUCGCUCUGGAUCAAACGGAAAAUAAAGCACGUUUAGGAAAGGAUCAAGAAGAGGACAUCCUAAGAACAAAUCAGGAAAAAGACGACAACCUGGGUUUAAAACAGGCAGAUGGUUCGAAGGACAGACAAUGUGUCACUGGAGGAAGAGAGGCAGAUCAACACAAUCAAUCCCACCGCAAAGACAACCAGCCUAAUUCCUCAUCAGCGGAAAAACUGAUUUUAAAAGAUUCACGCUCAACCAAAUUCUAUUCAGUUCCACAAAAGCCCGAAGCUAAACCGAAACCUGAAGGAAGAGUUUCCACAGUACCGACUAUAUCAGCGCUUGCAGACUAUGCCAGAUUAAAGGUGAUUGUUUCAGAGGACAAAGAGGACACGACACCUCAGGACUUCCCUCCCAACAAAAAAGAAGGAUUCUUCCCUCUAAUACAGACUCGUCCAAGUAGACGUCCUGUGUUCAGUGAUAACCACCCAAAUGAGCCACUGGUAAAAGACAGAAAGUUGGCAAAUAAAACAGAGAUUACCACUAAAACGAUUAAAGAACCCAAAGAGAUGAUGUUUCCUAUUACUGAGAAGGAGCACCAGCGAACGGGGAUGUUCAAACUGGGAGGUAAAGAAAGAUCAGAGAGAAUAGUUUCAGAUAGUCAAAUGGAUGCAGGUCCAAAGGAAAAUGUGGAAAUCCACUCCAGCCACAAAGAGACAAACAAGUCGCCAACAGCUCAAACCGGCACCAAAAGACUCGAUCUAAGUUCAAGUCAGCCAAAAAGUCAAGUGGUGGCUCCAACUGAACUGACAGACAAAAAACUAAUUCUAUGUGCAACUUUAGGGCAAAAGAAAGAGAACACAAGUCAACUGGAGAAAGACGAGAGACCUGAAACACAACAAACUAAAGACACUGAGGCUGGAGCUGAGGAUGGGGGGACCAGUAGACUAAAACAACAAAAGCUUUCAAAUCGGCACGAAGAAACCAAAACAAAGCAGCAGAGUCAGGAACAAAAAUGCAACGAAGAACAAAUGCUCAGACAUGAAAAGAAAAACGAUGAAGAGGACACAAAAAUAAAACACAUGCUAGAGGAGAGCAGAGCAUCUCUGGCUGAAGAACAGAGGAAAGCCUGCAGAAGAGAAGAGGAGAGAAGAGCAAAGGAGCGUGAAGCUGUCAAUAUUAUGAUCAAGGAGAGGCGAGAAAAACAAAGACAAUCAGAGGUACGAGCAGGAGAAGAAAUCAAAUCCAAACAAAGACAAGAGCAGAAAGUUCUUCUAAAGGGAGGGCACGUACAUACAAAACAAAAAGAAGAAGAUGGAACAGAAAAUGCAGAAAGGAAAUUAAUAAAGAUUGGGGGUGAGAACGUUUUCAGAGUAGGAGAAGAUGACGCUAGGAGAUUAAAGCAACAGGAGAAGGAGAGCAGUGCUCACGGAGAGCAUCCGAGCAGGACUGCAAAAGAGGAGCAAAAGAAAGCCUCCCACGAGAGGGAACAAUGGAGGCCGGUACAAGAGGAGCAACAGAGGAGAACAGCAAAAGAAGAGCAAAUAAGAUCUGCUCAAGUGGAACAGCAAAGAUGGCUGGCACAAGGGGAGCAAAGGAGGAAAUCUAUACAUGAAGAGCAGCAGAUACAAGCUGCUCUAGAAAAUCAAAAAAGAAGAGCUGCCAAGGAGUAUCAAAAGAGGACAACAGCAGAAGAAGAGAAAAUGAGAACUGCCCAAAUGGUGCAGCAAAGAAGGCUAGCACAAGAGGAGCAAAGGAGGAAAUCUGCACAUGACCAACAACAGAGUCAAUAUACUGAAGAGAAACACAAAAUAAAAACUGCCCAGAAGGAGCAACAGAGUGGAGCUGCUCAAGAGGAGCAACAUAGGGGACUGGUACAUGUAGAGCAACAGAAGAGAGCUGCAGAAGAAGAGCAAAGGAGAGUUGAUGGAGUAGAGCAGCAAAAGAGGCUGGCACAAGAUGAGCAAAGAAGGAAAUUUGCUCAUGAGGAGCAACAAAGAAGAGCUGCAUAUAUAGAGCAACAGAAAAUAGCUUCACAAAAAGAGCAACAGAGAACAUUUGUUCAAGCUGAGCAACAACAAAAAACGGAGCAAGAGCAAGGAGCUACACACAUGGAGCAGCAGAAGAGAGCUCCACAUGCAGAGCAACAGAAUAGGGCUAAAUAUAUAGAACAACUAAAUAAAGCUGCACAUGUAGAGCAACAUCAUAACCCUGCACAUGUAGAGCAACAGAAUAGAGCUCCAUAUGUAGAGCAACAGAAUUAUGCGGCACAUGUAGAGCAACAUCAUAACCCUGCACAUGUAGAGCAACAGAAUAGAGCUCCAUAUGUAGAGCAACAGAAUUAUGCGGCACAUGUAGAGCAACAUCAUAACCCUGCACAUGUAGAGCAACAGAAUAGAGCUCCAUAUGUAGAGCAACAGAAUUAUGCUGCACAUGUAGAGCAACAGAACAGAGCUUCAUAUGUAGUGCAACAGAACAGAGCUCCAUAUAUAGAGCAACAUAGUAGAGUUGUACAUGUAGAGCAUCAUAAUGAUGCUGCAAAUGUAGAGCUACAUAAUAUAGCUGCACAUGUAGAGCAACAAAACAGAUCUCCAUAUAUAGCGCAACAGAAUAAUGAUGCACAUGUAGAGCAACAGAAUGAUGCUGCACACGUAGAGCUACAGAAUAGAGUUCCAUGUAUAGAGCAACAUAAUAGAGCUGCACAAGUAGAGCAACAGAAUAGAGCUGUGCAUAUAGAGCAUGAGAAUAAAGUUGCACAUAUACAGCCACUGAAUACAGCUGCAUAUGUAGAGCAGCAAAUUACUUUUACACAAACAGAGCAGCAAAAUAGAGCUGUACAUGUAGAGCCGCAGAGAAGAGCUGUUCAAGAUUAUAAACAGCAUAAAGUUGCUGAAGACAAGCAUGAACUAAGAGCUGCUAAAGGAGAGAGGCAGAGCAGAAUGAUUCUGCAAGCAGAGCAAAGCAGAGUGGUUCAUGCAGACCAACAAACACAACUUGCACAUGGAGAGCUACAGAGAAGAACUGCAGAAGAAGAGCAAAGGAGAGUUGCUUCAGUGAAGGAACAAAGGAGGCAUAUACAAGAAGUGCAAAUGGUAUCUGAACAUGUGGAGCAAAAGAGGAAAGAUGCUAAAGAAACCGAGCAAAGAAGAGCUGCUCAAGACGAAAAACAGAGAAAAGUUAUGGAGGAAGAGCUCAAGCAAGCUGAGCAAGAGAAGCAUCAAAGGAGAGCUUUUCAAAUGGAGAAUUAUGGAAAAGUUUUACAAGAACAACAGAAACAAUCAGUACAAGACGAAAAACAGAGAAGUGAAGAACAGAAGCAGCAAAAGCAAUGGGGAGCAGCUCAGAUUGGGAACCAAUCGCAGACUAAACAGAUCUAUGACAAAAUAGCUACCGAUGUUCUAGAGGAAAGGGAGGGAAAACCAAGACGGGAUGAGAAAGCAGCUAUUCAUCCAGAGGAAAAGAGAAUUAAACAGACUCAGCAGCAGAAGAGUGAAGAACUGAUGGAAGAAAGACACAUAAAAGAACAAUGGAUGAAAACUUCAGAGGGGCGGGGAGAAAAGAUAAACGCUCAAAACGAAGAAAUCACGAGACAAAACAAUGACAAAAAUAAAAAAACUGGGAACAUUAUUCUUAUUGGGAAUAACGCAAUGGCACAAGAUCCAGUGCAAACCAAAGUGGAAAAUUAUUUAUGUGAUGACAAAAGGUCAGCCUUCCACAAAGAAAAUGCAAGCUCCAUUCAAACAGAGAUGCAACAUAAAGAAGCAUCAACGUCAGAUGCUCCCCAGUACUAUGCUAUAACCUCCGAGUCCAGUGAUGACUCCGCGUUCCACACCAGAACUCAAAGACCACAUUCUGCUGCAUCUCCAGGUUCAUCUUUGCCUCGUUCUAACACCUCCUCCCCUGCUCCAGGAGGCAAGCCUUGGAUGUUCAGAGUGAAGGACAACACCAUCAGAGGUUCUUCUCUCACCAAGUCAGUCAAACCACGCUUCCAUAAGAACUUUGGAGAGGAUUUUUGGAUGGGUUUACCCUCAGAGAGAGUAGAAGAUGAACAGGAGAUGAUGAGACGAAGCGCGGGGACCCCUGUUAUGUCUAACAAGGGAUUGAACCGAUCAGCAUCUUCACUCCAGGACUACUCAACCUCUUUCUCCCAUCAAAGGUCCUACUCCAGGAGAAGUUUGGCACUGGAUGAAGAUGAGUCUCGUUCUGUCAUCAGCAACAUGUCAGAAGAUGUAGAGAGCAUUGCAACCAACGCAACAGACGUGGCAGACGUUCGAGGUCUGUUUGACCAUGAGAGACCUGAAUCAGCCUGCAGCUUCAGCAGUGACGUGUCACGUUCUCUGGGCAAACCUCCAGUUGUUCCACCAAAGAGUGACAAAGCCUUGCGCAGAGCUCAGAGGUUGACAACUCGACGGAUGAAGAAAGAACUGUCCAAAGUGGCGGAAGUCUCCAGUUUGCCCCCCUCUGCUGAGGUAUGGUCCUCCAACCAUCAUGCUGUGGCUUCUCCUCAUUUUUCCCCACCUAUAGCCUUUGCUCAUGCUUCUUCUCUGAGAUCUAGCUCGUCUUCUUCCCAGACAGAACACCAAUCUUCUCACCACUCCUUUCAUGCUUCCCCUCAUGCCACUGGUCCAAUCUCCCUCCCCAGUUCCUCUCCUCAUGCAGCCCCCACAGUUCCCCUUCCUCCUGUGUCUCGUCAUGCUUCUGUCCCCGCCGCUCCUACGACAGUUGCUCAUGUUUCCUUUCCUUCCAUUUCCCAUUUAAUCCAUCCCCACUCCACUCCAGUGACACAGUACCAAGUAGAGCCAAGCCACUACCACCAGUCCUACCCACUGACCCAGCACAGGGUCCUGCAAGACUUGGGGUCCGGUCAGUAUUUUGUAGUGGAAGUGCCCGUUCAAGUCAAAACAAAGACAUUCUUUGAUCCUGAAACAGGAAAGUAUGUUCAACUGAAUGUGAGACAGUCGGGUCAGAGUGUUUCCCAGUCUCAGCCCCAGCCAACAACUCAAGUCCCACUCAAGUCCCAACAACAGCCCCUCCCCCAGGGGUCUAUACCCGGCAAAUCGUUUGUGUUUUACCAAGGUUACCCAAGUUAUCCCCAAAGCUACCAGCCAGCGGUCAUCAACUCUGCACACCCCAACAGGUCAACAGCCCCUGCAGCUCUUCACCAAGACCAGCAACGUCCCAGAGAGAGCCACGUUUCUACAGAAGUCCAGCAGACCUCUGAAGAGCGUCGCUACAGUCCAGAGAAGACGCCGUACAUGGACACAGUUAAUGAAAAAAACAGAACGUACAACCCUGUAAACAGCACCCAGGAUUCACCUGAGUCGUUCCCACAGUUUGAAACCAGCAGUGAACUUUUAGGAAGUGAAGACGACAACCCAGCUAACUCGCUGUGUGAGCCCCGUGACAUCAUAGCCAUGAGGGAUCUGGAGGAUUUCAUGGAGAUUUCUGACUGGUGAAAACAAAGACUGACAAGAAGAUAUAGAUAUUUUAUUAAAUAAUGAAAAAUUAAAAAGACAAUGUGUGGAUAGAGAAGUGAAAUUGUCAAAUUUCUUUACAGACUAAAAUUGUGGAUUGUAGUGGAAGGAGACAAGCUCUUAAACUGCUGCUUUUUACAGAGGUUAGCUGUUGUAUUCUUUAUUUAUUGUAUUAAAGAGUUCACCAUUCCAUUUGACUUUUGAAUGUGAGAAGCUACAAUAUGUCUCCCAUCUUAAUAAUAUCAUCACACUCUUGUUCUGCCUUGUACUUGGACAAAACCAAGCAAACACCAACAAGACCGCUUAGGUUUCCUCUCUCUCUUGCUUGUGAAUGCCUAUUUUGGUUUAAUGUGAUGCAUGAAAUACUCAACUUUAAUAAUCCAAGAGUUUCAGUGACUCUAAUGCAUAACUUGUGUAUUCAGCAACAGAUUUGAAAUAAGCACAAUACAACAAUAUGUUUUGUUUCUUACAGAAAUCAUUUAAAGGUUUUUAGGAAUGUUUCUGUGUUGCUGUGGAAGAAGCAUGACAUGAACUUAUUCAGACAAUAAAAAAAAUCAUCCUUUGUUAUUAUUUUUG